This is a messenger RNA of Dreissena polymorpha, 1038 nucleotides long. RefSeq lists its product as uncharacterized. Lineage: Eukaryota; Metazoa; Mollusca; Bivalvia; Myida; Dreissenidae. The transcript has 2 exons. The record is from RefSeq and is a predicted model, not a curated record. Bases 1 to 1038 code for a protein of 345 amino acids.
AUGCCAAUUGUUGCAUUUACUGAGGGAGAACCCACCCUCAAGGAGGUCCAAGAUAUAAUCAAGAAGGCUAGAUCCAAGUCAGCACCAGGCCGAAAUGGAAUACUUUACAAGGUGUACAAGUCAUGCCCAAAACUGCUGAGACGGUUGUGGAAACUAUUGAAGGUGGUCUGGCCACAGAAGGGAGGUGUUCCAGGACUCUCUUGCUGCAUUGAACACACAUGCGCUAUUAGCCAGUUAAUCAGGAGAGCUAAGAUCAACAAGACAGAUCUCACAGUUGUUCGGCUGGAUGUAGCAAAUGCGUAUGGCACGGUACCCCACCAGGUAAUAGAGUUUGCUCUGAAACACCACCAUGUACCAGAACAUAUUCAGAGCAUUGUCAGAAGCUACUACAGAAACAUCAACAUGCGCUUCACAACAAAGAACUAUACAACAUCCUGGAUACAGCUUCAGAAGGGGAUUGUAACCGGCUGCACAGUGUCAGUAGUACUGUUCAUCGCCGCUAUGAAUCUCAUCAUCAAAGCAGGAGACAGGGAGUCAAGGGGACCGAAGACCCAGACAGAUAUCAGACUUCCACCACAGAGGGGAUUUAUGGAUGAUCUGACUAUCACAACAGAGUCCCACAUACAAGCUCGAUGGAUCCUAUCAGCUCUUGAAGAUGUUGUGUCAUGGGCUAGAAUGGCCUUCAAACCAAGGAAGUCAAGAUUUCUUAUCUUGAGAAGAGGCAAAGUCUGGCAGAAGAUAACACUCAGGGUACAGGGCGAGGAUAUCCCAUCACUUAUUGACAACCCCAUCAAGUGCUUGGGUAAAUGGUUUGACACCACACUGGGUGAUAGUAGAAAUAACACAGAGCGCAUCCGGCAGCAACUGAGGAAUGGGCUUGCAAAGAUAGAGGGAACGGGCCUACCAGGGAAGUUCAAGGCAUGGCUUUUUCAGCAUGGCCUCUUGCCCCGUCUUCUGUGGCCACUAAUGUUGUAUGAGAUCCCAACACCGACGGUUGACAGCUUGGAAAGCAUGAUAAACAAGAGCCUGAGACGAUGA